CCUCUCUCUGACUCCUCCUGCUCCGCCCGGGCGGGCUGGUCGGGACGGCAAACAGGCAGCAGUUACCGGGACGGGACGGUGACCUCUGGCCGGACAGGAGCGUCUUCUCCCGGGUCCGGAGCUGCAUGGUGACGCGCUGCGGGCUCCCGACAUGCUGGGCACGGUGAAGAUGGAAGGACACGAGGCUCCGGACUGGAGCGGCUACUACAGCGAGGAGGUGUACUCUCCCAUGGCGGGCGGCGGGAUGGGCUCAGGGCUCGGGAUGAGCUCCAUGUCAGGCUACAUGUCCAGCAGCGGGAACACCUCUGGCUCCUUCAACAUGUCGUACAGCAGCACGGGUCUGAGCCCUGGCGCCAUGGCCGGGAUGGGCGGCUCGGCGCAGGCGGCCAUGAGCGGCCUGGGCGGCGGCGUGGCAACCAUGGGUACAGCCCUCAGCCCGUCCAACAUGAGCUCGGUGUCGGCCCAGCAGGCCUCCAUGGGCCUGAACCCGUACGGCAGCAUGAGCCCCGCUGUCAGCCCCAUGGCCUACAGCCAGAGCGGCCUGAACCGCUCCCGGGACAACAAGGCCUUCCGGCGGAGCUAUCCGCACGCCAAGCCGCCGUACUCCUACAUCUCUCUCAUCACCAUGGCCAUCCAGCAGGCACCCAGCAAGAUGCUGACACUGAGCGAGAUCUACCAGUGGAUCAUGGACUUGUUCCCAUACUACAGACAGAACCAGCAGCGCUGGCAGAACUCCAUCCGCCACUCGCUCUCCUUCAACGACUGUUUCGUCAAGGUCUCUCGCUCCCCGGACAAGCCGGGGAAAGGCUCAUACUGGGCGCUGCACCCCGACUCGGGCAACAUGUUUGAGAACGGCUGCUACCUGCGCCGACAGAAGAGGUUCAAAUGUGAGAAGAAGCUGUCAGGGAAGGGCGAGGGCAGGAAGGAGCAGGGUGGAGGCUCUUCUCCUCCCGGGGAGUCUGGCGGCGUCAAGCCGGGACUGCUGGACUCGUCCUCCCUGCCCCCCACCUUGCCCCCGUCUGGCCAGGCGGCCAGCCCUCCCGGUCUCGACCUCCGGGGAGGCGGCGGCACCUCAGACCUCAAAGUUCCCGGCGCCCAGCUUCUCUCAUCGGGCUCCCAGCUUCUGUCCUCCCUCUCCCUGCCCCCCCACUCCAUGGCACACGAAUCCCAGCUGCACCUUAAAGGAGACCCCCACUACUCCUUUAACCACCCCUUCUCCAUCAAUAAUUUAAUGUCAUCCUCAGAGCAGCAGCACAAACUGGAUCUGAAGGCCUAUGAGGCCCUGCAGUACUCAUCCUAUGGCCCCGGGGGCCCAUCCAGCCUCGGGGGCCGGACCGUGGAGCCUCUGGAGGCCUCGUACUACCAGGGCGUGUACCCCAGACCACUGCUCAACACCUCGUAG
Myripristis murdjan (pinecone soldierfish) is the source of this 1402-nucleotide messenger RNA. RefSeq names its product forkhead box A1 (gene foxa1). Gene Ontology annotation, molecular function: transcription factor binding; RNA polymerase II cis-regulatory region sequence-specific DNA binding; DNA-binding transcription factor activity, RNA polymerase II-specific. Gene Ontology annotation, biological process: anatomical structure morphogenesis; regulation of transcription by RNA polymerase II; cell differentiation. The record is from RefSeq and is a predicted model, not a curated record. The coding region runs from base 152 to 1402 and encodes 416 amino acids. The transcript has 2 exons. Lineage: Eukaryota; Metazoa; Chordata; Actinopteri; Holocentriformes; Holocentridae.